GUUUCAUCGUUACUUCCCCGGUUCACUAUGUCUAUAAUCGUGGGCGCCAGUAGCUUGUACCAAUGGUUGUCGUGACUGGUGUUGGUGAUCGGGACGGCACAUCUUCAGGUCGAGAUGACUCUGCUGAUGUAUUACUUGCACUUCAGAAAUAUCAGACAAGACGUAAGCAAAUUGAAGAGGAGGAAGCACAGAGACGUCGCGAAGGUCUUUUGUCAGAUGAAGACGAUACAAGCAUAGAUGAUGUCUUCAUCCCUGCUAGACUACGGAAGAAAGAAAAAAUGCAUCGAAGAGCUGUUUUGAAACAAGUAUUGCAUGCAAAAGGUGGUGCUCCAGAUGUUGAUGCAGAAAAGGAAGAUUUGGAGUUUUUGGAGCGAAAACGACGCAAAAAAGAGGAGGAAAGGAAGGCAGAAGAAGCAAAAAAGUCACUCCUGGAAAAACAUAAUGAGCUCUUGGAAGCAGAGAUUGGAGACAGAAAUUCAGAAAAAAGGAAACGAGAAGAAGAGCAAAAACUGCUGGAAAGUGUCGCGCCUGGAACAGCUCUCAUGGCUGUUGCCGAAAUUGCCAGAGGCGUCAGAUACGAGGAAUCGAUUAAAACGAGUUGGCAUCCGCCCCGUCAUAUAUUGGCAGUGAGUGACGAGGAGCAUGCAGCAGUACGCCGGAAGAAAGGAAUUUUGGUAGACGGUGACAGUGUACCUCCACCAAUUGGUAGUUUCAUCGAAAUGAAAUUUCCUCCUCCAGUAAUCAAAGCUUUACGCGAUAAAAAGAUCAUCUGUCCAACUGUUAUCCAGAUGCAAGGAAUACCAGUUGCACUUUCAGGACGCGACAUGAUAGGUAUAGCUUCAACUGGUUCUGGCAAAACGUUGACAUUUGCAUUACCAUUGGUUAUGUUUUGCUUAGAGCAGGAAGUGUCUCUACCAUUCCGACAUGGCGAAGGACCAUAUGGUUUAAUUAUUGUACCUUCGCGUGAAUUAGCGAAGCAGAUUCAUGAUGUCAUCGAAAAAUUGUUUGAGAAUAUUUGCGACGGCACGAAGUUUCCAAGACUUCGAGUUGGUCUAUGCAUUGGUGGAUUACCAAUUAGUGAGCAGGCGAGGGUUUUUGAAAGAGGUGUUCAUGUGUGUGUUGCAACGCCUGGUCGUUUGUCAGAUUUAUUAAGCAAAAAAAUUUUCAAUUUGCAAGUCUGCCGAUAUUUGGUACUGGAUGAAGCAGACAGAAUGCUCGAUAUGGGUUUCGAGGAGGAAAUAAGGACUAUAUUUUCAUUUUUCAAGGGUCAACGGCAGACUCUGCUUUUCUCAGCAACAAUGCCUCGUAAAAUACAGAACUUUGCUCGAUCGGCUCUAGUUCGUGCUGUAAUUGUAAAUGUCGGACGUGCUGGUGCUGCAUCAUUGAACGUUGUUCAGGAAAUUGAAUAUGUUCGAGCUGAUGAGAAGCUUACUAGGAUACUGGAUUGUUUGCAGAAAACAGCUCCAAGAGUUUUAAUAUUUGCGGAAAAGAAGAAUGAUGUGGAUAAUAUUUAUGAAUAUUUAUUAGUGAAAGGAGUUGAUGUGGCUUCGUUACAUGGUGGAAAAGACCAAAAAGAUCGUCAUACCGGAGUCGAUGCAUUCAGGCGAGGUGAAAAAGAUGUUCUGGUAGCAACCGAUGUUGCUUCGAAGGGUUUGGAUUUCGAAAAUAUCCAGCAUGUGAUCAAUUUUGAUAUGCCUGAAGAUAUUGAAAAUUACGUCCAUCGCAUUGGACGUACAGGACGUUCUGGUCGGAAGGGAAUGGCAACAACCUUCAUUAAUAGAAGAGCGGAUAUGUCUGUGCUCCAAGAUUUAAGAGCCUUGCUGCUCGAAGCUGGUCAAGAAUUGCCCUUAUUUCUUCGAGAUAUGGGUGGUCAGGAAUUGGAGCAACCAAAUGAUUCUACAAAUGCUGACGAUAAAGGCUGUGCAUAUUGUUCCGGGCUGGGUCAUCGUAUCACAAAUUGUCCGAAAUUGGAAAAUGUUCAAACGAAGACAGCAGCAUAUCUUUCUCGUCCAGAUUACGGAGGCGAAGAGAUUUGAUGGACUUAAAUCAAUAUAUCUUCCUGAUCAUUUCCUGUUUUGGAAUACCGAAUGUAAGGAAUAAAUAAUUUCCAGUAAAACAUAUUUUUCUUCAUGGAGACAAAAGUCAACUGGUGAUUACAGCACGAAUUAAGCCAAAGCACAUGUAAAUGGGCAAGCUGGGGCAGA
Molecule: messenger RNA, 2204 nt
Organism: Loa loa (African eye worm)
Lineage: Eukaryota; Metazoa; Nematoda; Chromadorea; Rhabditida; Onchocercidae
Product: ATP-dependent RNA helicase DDX41
Exons: 16
Coding region: 63-2036 (657 amino acids)
Biological process (GO): mRNA splicing, via spliceosome
Cellular component (GO): spliceosomal complex
Molecular function (GO): RNA binding; zinc ion binding; ATP binding
Source: RefSeq, a predicted model, not a curated record